Sporisorium graminicola is the source of this 1521-nucleotide messenger RNA. RefSeq lists its product as uncharacterized. NCBI's taxonomy places the organism in Eukaryota, Fungi, Basidiomycota, Ustilaginomycetes, Ustilaginales, Ustilaginaceae. Bases 1 to 1521 code for a protein of 506 amino acids. The record is from RefSeq and is a predicted model, not a curated record. Gene Ontology annotation, molecular function: protein-arginine N-methyltransferase activity. The transcript has a single exon. Gene Ontology annotation, biological process: peptidyl-arginine methylation.
AUGACGAUGGCAACGACAUCCACAACAGACAAGGCAGCCUCGAGCUCUUCGGCAGCGGCAGCGGCGGCACCUACAGAAAUCUACGAACAAAAAGAUGAAGCCUACUUUGGCUACUACAGUAUGCUCUCGCAUCAAGCGCAGAUGCUCCAAGAUACGGUGCGCACCGCCGCCUACCAACGCGCUAUCCUCAACAACGCACCGCUCGAUUUCCAAGACAAGGUUGUGAUGGAUGUCGGAGCAGGCAACGGUAUCCUGAGCUUCUUUUCGGCCCAAGCCGGUGCCAAGAAGGUGUACGCCAUCGAAGCGUCCAACAUGGUCGAGUGUCUUCAAAAAGUGGUCGACGCCUCCAAACCACACCGAUCCCCGGCAGAGAUUGCGCAGGAAAAGGAGGCGUUGGAGCUCAUGGGUGCUGGUGACGCAGGCUUGGGCGGAGUGAGCUUCGGCACGACCAACCCGAGCGUGUCGAGAAACGCGUGGUUGAAAGAUAGACUGGUGCCCGUGCAUUCCAAGGUGGAGGACGUGACACCGGAGCACCUCGAGGGGCAUACUCAGGUGGACACGAUUGUGUCCGAAUGUCUCGGCGUGCUGUUGGUGCACGAACGCAUGUGCGAGAGUUUCCUCGAUGCACGAGAUCGAUAUCUCGCUCCUGGCGGCUCUGUGUUCCCUUCGGCCGGCACGAUCUGCUUGGCGCCAUUCGAGGAUAAACAGCUGUGGAACGAUACGGCCAACAAAGCAAAGUGGUGGCUCAACAGCAACUUCUACGGCGUCGACGUCUCGCCGUUUGCUGCGCUCGCUUUCGAGGAGAACUUUGGCAGCCCCGUCGUGGGUGUCUUUGCGCCCCAGUGUCUGCUCAGCGUGUCGAGCGACUACGUGAUCGACUUUGCCAGCAUCAGCAAGGAGGAGCUGCAAGAGUUUACGGUUCCGGUGGAAUGGACGUUUACCAACGCAGCCAUCGUCCAUGGGCUGGGCGGAUGGUUUGAUCUGCACUUCAACUCCCAAUCCGCCACACCGCCGAGCGAUACGGACACGACCAUGGGCGACGACAAUGCAAACGCAGCCACCAACGGCAUGUCGCUCGAAGCGGCGCUCGAUACGCUCAAGUCCGCAUCCGCAUCCGCAUCCGCAUCCGCAUCCGCAUCCGCGUCUGCCUCUGCUGCUAUAGGCUCAGGCUCAGGCUCGAACACCACCUCGAUGGAUGCCGUCCUCACCACGCUUCCUACGAUCGACUCCUCGGCCACAACACCCGCAGCCGCUGCCGGUGCGGGCAACUUUAUGUCCACCAGCCCAUACGCCGAGCCCACCCACUGGCAGCAAGUGCGCUUCCUCCUCCCUGAACCGCUAGCCGUCAAUCGAGGCCAAAAGAUCGCCGGCAGCGUGCACUGCAAAGUUAACGACCAGCGGUCCUACACCAUGACUGCAUUGCUGCGGCUGCAGAAUCCAGAUGGAACGGCGUCCGACACGCCGGUCACUAUGCGAAAGGCGGUUUGGAGGCUCGAUCGUCAAACAUACUCAUGGUCCUAG